UUUUAGAGCCAAAGGGAAAAUAUCCAGCCGUCACAAGAAAAGUCGCACACGAUCAGAUCAAGUCAUGAUCACUUGUUAACCAAAAGCCAACACAUCUAGGUCACCGCGUGCAAGAACAGAUCCCAUAAGUCGAAAAGCAAAGGAAGAAGCGCCCAUUCCUUUUUGGGAAGGUUCUCACAGCAGAGCAGAGGAAUCACCAAUCCAGGGGAAGGAGGAGGAGGAGGAGAUGGAGGAGAGGGGGAAGGUGGUGUGCAUGGCGAAGCUGGCCGAGCAGGCGGAGAGAUACGAUGAUAUGGUGAAUUUUAUGAAGAAGCUUGCUAGGAUGGAUGUGGAUAUGAGCGCUGAAGAGAGGCAUUUAUUUUCAGUUGGUUUUAAGAAUACAAUUGGUGCAAGGAGGGCAUCAUGGAGAAUCCUUUCUUCACUUGAGCAAAAGGUGGCAGUGGGUGAGCAGGCUGGCCAGAUGAUAAGUGUCUACAGAACGAAAGUUGAGGAUGAACUAAGGAUGGUUUGCAAUGAAAUAUUGUCAAUCAUCGCUAUUCAUUGCCUUCCCUUGGCUAAUGCGGGUGAAAACGUUGUGUUCUUUCAUAAAAUGAAAGGUGACUACUACCGUUACCUGGCUGAAUUUAGCACUGGGGCUGAAAAGAAGUCUGCGGCUGAUCAAUCACUCAUGGCCUAUCAGCGAAUGUUGCUGCAGCAUGCCAUGGUUGUCGCCUCCACUGAGCUUUCACCUGCUCAUCCAGUCAGGCUUGGCCUUGCGCUCAAUUUCUCAGUGUUCUUUUAUGAGAUAAUGAACUUUCAUCAGAG
Triticum urartu is the source of this 804-nucleotide messenger RNA. The record is from RefSeq and is a predicted model, not a curated record. NCBI's taxonomy places the organism in Eukaryota, Viridiplantae, Streptophyta, Magnoliopsida, Poales, Poaceae.